GAACUGUAAACGGCCGGGUUUUCGCCACGAGUUGCGAGCGAAUGAAUCCACGAAUCCAUUAAGUUCUGGACAUCAACGGGCGCCUCUCGGAUAGAUCAUCGAAGCGAUUAUAUUCGGCGUGGGGAAAUCUGUGCAUGAAGGUCCAGGCCCAAGUCUAGUACUCUGAUAGAACCAAAAACACACGCACACGCACACACGAGUCCUCCCAGUAGCGUCGCGUCCGAUGUUAGUCCGACAUAGAAUGACUCGCGCAAAUCGGGUGUAGUGUUUGUAGAUGCUAGAACUGUAGAAUUGGUAAGAUCGCGAUCAAAAUUGGAUAGUGCGAGGCAUGCCGCUGGCGGAACAUGGGACACUCGUGAAACAUGACACCUAGGAGACACGCGACAAGCAGAGCGCACGAAUUUCUACAACCAUGACAGAUAAGAUUUCCGAACGAUACGUUAGGAUCGGUUUUUGGAAAUAGAAACCAAUAGUAAGAGAAUUAAUGUAGUUUUGAGGCUGUGGCUGACAUAAGAUAUCUAGGGAAACCCAUCCUGCACUCAUCAUGCUGGAGGAAGAGUUAGAAAUAGCGUUGAAAGUGAUCGUGGUUGGCAAUGGGGGCGUCGGCAAAACCUCGAUGGUGCAACGGUACUGCAAAGGCAUCUACACGAAGGACUACAAAAAGACGAUAGGUGUCGAUUUCCUCGAGCGUCAAAUCGAAAUCGACGGGGAAGAUGUCCGCAUCAUGCUGUGGGAUACGGCUGGCCAGGAGGAGUUCGAUGCAAUUACCAAGGCAUACUAUCGUGGCGCUCAAGCGUGCGUGUUGACCUUCAGCACGACGGAUCGUGUCUCGUUCGAGGCCAUCCGUGACUGGAAGGUCAAGGUAGAGAACGAGUGCAGUGAAAUUCCGACGGUGCUAGUCCAAAACAAGAUAGAUCUUAUGGAUAAGGCGAUAGUGUCUUUCGACGAGGCCGAAGCGUUGGCUCAGGCCCUCGGAUGUCGGCUGAUUCGAACCUCGGUGAAAGAGGACGUGAAUGUGGCCAGCGUCUUUCGCUAUCUGGCGACCAAGUGCCACCAACAGAUGAAGCAGCAGUACAGUGCCUCCACGCCGAUCACGCAGCCAACGAUUAGUGCAUUUAGUCCGACUUUUCAGUCGAAAGCUACCAGCAAUACCAUUCAAUUAACGAAGCCAUCCGUCAAGCGAAAACCACUGCAGAAAAGAUGUGGUAUUUUCUAAAGACCGCGAACAUUUUUCCCAGACUGGUGAAGUCGCGGAACGCGAGUGAUGAUGAUAAUUACGAUCGACCGUCCAUUCGUUCGUCCGUCUGUGAGCUAGUUUUUUUUUUCAAUCUUUCACGAUGUUGACGGCUUGCUAGUAAUCUUGUUGAUAAUUGUUAAAUUAUAUGCCCAGAAUUAUCUGAGGGACUGUUAAUAAUGAAAGCUAUUGUCGUGUACCUAUUGUAAUGUAUCCAGACUCUUUCUUUUGUAAUUUAAGAGCUGAAACUAGAAAUAACAAAGAUGAUUAAAGUUAGUUAGGUGAUGUAUGAAAAUUGUGCCGCACAACGAAUUUAAUAAAGACAUAUAAUGGUAGGAACCGAUUGAAGGUGGUGUGAAUAUGAGACCAUGUUAAAACUGAUUUUCUGCAAUGACCUAUUAUUACAGUGACUGUUGAAUUGUAACAACUCAGUGAGAAUAAGUACUAAACAUUAUAAACAUCGAACAUUAAAAAACUUGUUCUCGAUGGAUGUAAAUCGAA
This is a messenger RNA of Toxorhynchites rutilus septentrionalis, 1735 nucleotides long. It is a transcript of the gene Rab23, whose product is annotated as ras-related protein Rab-23. Gene Ontology annotation, molecular function: GTPase activity; GTP binding. NCBI's taxonomy places the organism in Eukaryota, Metazoa, Arthropoda, Insecta, Diptera, Culicidae. The transcript has 2 exons. The record is from RefSeq and is a predicted model, not a curated record. Bases 545 to 1216 code for a protein of 223 amino acids.